This is a messenger RNA of Macadamia integrifolia, 663 nucleotides long. Its product is annotated as probable mannitol dehydrogenase. Lineage: Eukaryota; Viridiplantae; Streptophyta; Magnoliopsida; Proteales; Proteaceae. Bases 1 to 663 code for a protein of 220 amino acids. Gene Ontology annotation, molecular function: cinnamyl-alcohol dehydrogenase activity. The transcript has 3 exons. The record is from RefSeq and is a predicted model, not a curated record. Gene Ontology annotation, biological process: lignin biosynthetic process.
AUGGCCACGUCUUUCAUUUUUGUUGUUGUUACCGUUACAUGUCUUUUUCAAAUGUCUGUCCAUAAAAGCUUGGCUUUCUUGAUCCGCCACAGGACCAUUGGGUGCUUGAUCGAUUCAUGUCGUUCCUGCGACAAUUGCGCCCAGGACUUGGAGAAUUACUGCCCCAAACCUAUCCUUACAUACAAUUCUCUCGUCUACGACGACUCAACAACCUUUGGUGGGUUCUCUGAUAAGGUUGUCAUCGACCAUCACUAUGUGCUUCAUUUCCCCAACAACCUGCCUCUUUAUGUAGCUUCACCAUUGCUUUGUGCUGGGAUUAUUGUUUACAAUCCCAUGAAGUAUUUUGGCUUCAGUGAACCAGGAAAGCACUUGGGUGUGGUUGGCCUUGGUGGGCUUGGUCAUAUGGCCAUCAAGUUUGGUAAGGCUUUUGGACUUAUGGUUUCGAUGAUCAACACGUUGGCUAGUAAGGAGAAGGAAGUGCUUGAGCGACUGGGUGCCGACUCCUUCUUGGUUAGCCGUGACCCUGAUCAAAUGCAGGUUGCAAUGGCUACCCAGAUGGUAUCCUCGACACAGUCCUUUUUCGACGACGGAGUUCAGGACAGAAAGAGGAGGAGGGUUUAUUCCGGUGAUUGGGUUAAUGGUCAAUCAUAUUUCCCUCAUUAA